GAAUGCCAUCCGUCCGUACAUAAGUGUCCUGUGUGUUUUUUUCUCUCUUAACGCCUUUGCUCCCUUUUAUUUGCCUGUUCCCUUUUUCUGUCUUGUGGCUACAGACACUUUAGAUAAAGCGCUUCAUUGAUAACUUCCACAACCUUUGAGGAUAGAAUGCCUUAAAAGCUAUGCUGGAUGGGUUGGGGUCUGUAGACCUGGAUUUCUUAUCAAACAAGAGUAAUGUUUCGACAAAGGAUGCCGUUCUCACAGCUGCUCUUAGCCGCAGUGCUUGGGGUCGCUGGUGGAUUCUACAUCUACAGACCUUAUUUUGAGUCUCAACCAAAGGGCCUUGAACACCAAAACCAGGAUGUGCCAAAAAAAGGAAAUGACACGGACUGAGCAGAUCACCACUCCCAGGAAACACUUCAUAGAAUGAACAAUUACAACCGGUGAUGCAGGACUGGAAGCAAAACAAAACUCAAACCAGUGUGGAUAAUUUUCUGCUAUUAUGGGUUACCCUGCGUAAUGAUAAGAUAAAAUAUUUUAUUCUCUGACAUCACUUUAACAUGAUUUAAAAUGCUGUGACUCUUCAGUUUUAAACACCCUCCUGCCUUACAAUUAUUUGUAAGAAAUCGUUUGUAAAUGCAAAUGGUGUCAAGUGAUUUGUGAACUAAAAAAUAAAAAUGUUUUCUCAUGUUGAGUGAA
Messenger RNA from Poeciliopsis prolifica (blackstripe livebearer), 687 nucleotides. Its product is annotated as protein PIGBOS1. The coding region runs from base 223 to 381 and encodes 52 amino acids. The record is from RefSeq and is a predicted model, not a curated record. The transcript has 3 exons. NCBI's taxonomy places the organism in Eukaryota, Metazoa, Chordata, Actinopteri, Cyprinodontiformes, Poeciliidae.